This is a messenger RNA of Drepanopeziza brunnea f. sp. 'multigermtubi' MB_m1, 1359 nucleotides long. RefSeq lists its product as uncharacterized. Gene Ontology annotation, molecular function: GTPase activator activity. Gene Ontology annotation, biological process: negative regulation of septation initiation signaling; activation of GTPase activity. The record is from RefSeq and is a predicted model, not a curated record. Gene Ontology annotation, cellular component: mitotic spindle pole body. Lineage: Eukaryota; Fungi; Ascomycota; Leotiomycetes; Helotiales; Drepanopezizaceae.
AUGUCUUCAAUGAUAAAAGAAAGUACCCUUAUACCCAGGUUACACCCUCCUGCGCAACCGCCCUCGCUCUCCAACCCGCCCAGUCCACGAACACAUCGCGCCCUUCGCCGACUGCAAUCUGCGCAUACGUUAGGGCAAUCGAAUCAGCCCUCUUUGAUCUCGCAGCAGCAUAACCAAGUCCAGAGAAAUACAUCGCCAGUGAAAGGUGCCGCAGCGUCGCACCAACACACCCGAGGGAGAUCGCACAGCGAUGCAAACAGCAUGACGGUUCCUCCAGGGUUGGCGGGGGGCAGAAGGCCUGUGAUCAAGAAAUCCCCUGCAGCAGAUGCGCUGUCUCUGGACAGGCUCAUACGAGAAGGGCCGCCUGAUAAGGAUCUCAUUGGAUCUCUGGAUAGCGUGAGGCUGAAGAUACUAGAUCAGGGCAUCAAGAGCGAUACCGAUGGCAUGUCCUCGUUGCGAAUUUAUGUCUGGCUCAUCCUGCUCAAUGCCCCCGUCCUCGAAACCGACUCGUAUCUCACCCUCAUCCACCGCGGCGCCUCCCCUGCCUAUUCUAAAAUCCGCAACGAUACCUUCCGCACGCUUGCCACCGAUCCGCUCUUCCGGCGGCGCGUCAGCGAGGCCUCCCUCAUCCGUUUACUCAACGCCGUAGCCUGGAAACUCCAUGAUGCGAAGGAGGAGCGCGCAGAGAGCCUCGCGAGGUCGACAAGCCUGACUAGAAUCACAAACACGGCAAAUUCACACGGCAGUCCCGAACUGCAUAACUCGACGCUGGCCAUGAAGAGUAGAGCGCGCGCGUUGACGUUGACGACUGAAGGCUCAGAGGUCGGGACGAGCGAGCCGGGUACGUAUGUUCAGGGUAUGAAUGUGCUGGCUGCUCCGUUUCUAUACGCGGCGAGGAGCGAGGCAGAAGCGUUCGUUGCAUUUCAUCGAUUCAUCACGACGGAGUGUCCGGGCUAUGUGAGGGGUGCUAUGGAUGGUGUACAUAAGGGGCUGGCUCUUGUUGAUAAAGUGCUUGCUAUCGUGGACCCGAAACUCAGUCUGUAUCUGAUUGGGAAAGGCAUGAAUGCAGAGCUCUAUGCUUUCCCGUCAGUACUGACGCUUUGCGCCUGUACGCCACCGUUGCCGGAAGUCUUGAGGCUAUGGGACUUUCUAUUCGCUUACGGAGCUCAUCUCAAUAUUUUGUGUAUUGUGGCCCAAUUGGUCAUGCUCAGAACGUCGAUUUUGAGUUCACCAAGUCCUACAAAGAUACUACGCUCGUUCCCGCCUCUCCAAGCUGAGAUUAUCAAAGAGGUCACUUUGACUCUUAUCAAGAAGAUACCCGACGAUGUAUACGCCGAGAUUGUUUCACAUGCAAUGUGA